This is a messenger RNA of Emiliania huxleyi CCMP1516, 789 nucleotides long. RefSeq lists its product as hypothetical. The coding region runs from base 1 to 789 and encodes 262 amino acids. NCBI's taxonomy places the organism in Eukaryota, Haptophyta, Isochrysidales, Noelaerhabdaceae. The transcript has a single exon. Gene Ontology annotation, molecular function: protein binding. The record is from RefSeq and is a predicted model, not a curated record.
AUGGCAUCCACAGCCGACGCCGAGGCGUGGGAGACGGACGAGCGCGGCUACGUCUUUGAGGAGCGGCUCGCGACCGCGGCGGAGCACAAGGACCGCGGCAACGAGCACUUCAAGGCUGGCGAGUGGCAGAUCGCGCUGCGCCGGUACGAGCGCGCGCUCUACCACUGCGCCUUCGACCCGAUGCAGAUGUACGACCUGAUGGAGAAGCACAAGGCAGCCGCGUACGCCGUGCAGACGCCCGUCAAGCUCAACUACGUCGCGUGCGUGCUGCAAAUGCGCGAGGCGGGGCUGGACGUCGCGCCGGUGCAGGUGGAGGGCGAAGAGGAGCCGCGCGAUCCGCUGGACCGGUGCGAGGAGCUGAUUGGCGAGGUGCUCAAGGCCGAGCCGAACCACGCCAAGGCGCACUUCCGGCGCGCGCAGCUGCUCCGCGCGCGGGGCGACACACGUGCCGCGCAGGAGGCGCUCGAGGAGGCGGAGCGGGCGGGAGGCGGCAGCGCGAGCGUGCGCGCCGAGCAGUCGCGGCUGCGCGAGAUGGCGCGCGCCGAACGGUCGCGCGAGCGCGAGCUCUACUCAGGCAUCAUCCAGCCCUCCUCCAACGUUAAGGCCGCGGAUGAGGCGGCGGAGCGGAGAGCGCGCCGCGGGCAGCUGGUGGAGACACUGGCGCUGCCCGUGACGGGGCCGCUGCGCGCACUGUGGUGGGCCGCCGCCGCCCUCGUCUCGCUGCUGCGGAGGCUGUUCGCCGUGCUGCUCCGUCUGCGCCCCGACGGCGCGCUCGAAGCCGUGGAGUAG